GACAAGGCCAACAUUUGACGUAUUUGAAAAUGGAAUUUUGACGUCCUUGAAAAUAACAAAUAACCUGAAAAACUAGAAAACUUAUAGAAAGAACGUCAAUAGUAAAGUCCAUUAAAACUAAAUCAGAUUAAUUAUGACUCCAUUCAGGAAUUCGAUCCAUUAAGGCUUUUGAUGGUUUAUUUUAUAACUUUCUAUUGUCAAAAAGCAGUGCAAGUGAAGGAUGACUCAUCUUAAGUAAUGAAAGGAAAAGGAUAAAACCAACAAAAACAAACAACACAUAAAGACAAAAUAUACUUUUUUAAUUAAAAGUUAUGUGCCUUAUUUUUAGAUUAUAAGAAAAAUAUACAUCAAAAAUGGAUGAUAGAAGGGUUGCAGAUUAUUUUGUGGUGGCUGGUCUACCUGAUAAUCCAGAGCCUUUAGAUGAGACAACUCUAUCUGAAGGAGGAAAUUUGAAAGCCAGUCAUGGACAGCCCCCUAUUACAGAUAUCAGUGUUAUAUUUCCUAGCUUGGGAGAAAACAAGCCAGAUGAAUAUGAAGUAAUAACAAAAACACCAACAGGACUAAGUGCUGACCUAAACCAUGGUAGUUUAAGAACGGUUGAAUGCUUUUUGUGUGUUAGAAGAGGGAGAGAUAAACCACCUUUAGUUGAUAUAGGUGUUAUGUAUGAAGGAAAAGAAUGGUUGAUGGAAGAUGCAGAAGUAGUGAAAAAAAGUGUGGGUGGUAAUGUUGCUAAUGUAAAUAAUUCAACUUCUCAAACAUUUAUCACAUUUAGAAGAGGACCAAAAUCGAUGCCAUGUAAUGCAUUGGUUGUAACAGAUGUUUGUGUGGUGAUUGCUAGCAAAGGGGAAUCCCCACCACAUGCUUUCUGUUGUAUCAGCAAAAAUUUGAACAAGGGUAUAGUAGGAAGUGAUGUUUUCUUGUGUUAUAAGAAAUCAAUGAAUCGUGCUACCCUUUUAAAUUACAAACCAGAUUACUUAUCAAGAUAUCCUUUGGGGGACCUACCAGAAUUUCCUUUUCCUAAUUCUGUGCCUUUAUUUUGUUUACCAAUGGGUGCGACACUCGAACUCUGGUCAAAAGAGGCCACCCAACUUAAGCCUGUUUUUAGUACUUUUGUCUUAACAGUCUCCGAUGCUAAACACAAAGUCUACGGCUCAGCGGUGACCUUUUAUGAAAGAUUUCCGGAGGAAAAAUUGACUGAAAAGCAGAAGGAAAUGUUGAAAUACUCCGAGGAGUCUGAUUCUCUUCUUUAUGCCAACAAGAGUAUUUGUGUACUCUCACAUUGGCCUUUUUCUGAUGAUUUCGAAGUUUGGUUGAGAUGGUUACAUAGUAUCGUUACAAACGGGCAACCACAACAGAUCCCCGUCGAAAGAUAUAUCACCCAACUUCUGGACGAAGUACCGUUUCCAUCGCCCAGAAUUCUUUUGCAAGUCUCGACCCAAAACAAUUUGGAUCGAGUUAUUCUCACCCAACCUGAAGACCUACCGUUGCCGCGGAGCGCCGCUAGUUUCAAACAACUUCUCAUCAGCUUAGGCCCAGAAAAUUGUCUGCAAGUUUUGCUUUUGAUGUUGACCGAACAGAAAGUGCUGAUACAUUCUUUGAGGCCGGACACUUUGACGUCUGUGGCUGAAGCUGUAUCGUCCAUGUUGUUUCCUUUCAAGUGGCAGUGUCCUUACAUACCUCUUUGUCCACUUGGCCUUGUUGAAGUUCUCCACGCUCCGUUACCGUUCCUUAUAGGAGUUGAUUCUCGAUUUUUCGAUUUGUAUGAUCCACCAUCGGACGUUAGUUGCAUAGACCUUGAUACCAACAUUAUAACGGUUGCUGAGACACAACGACAAAAUUUGAAUAUCAAAUUGCUUCCUAAGAAACCGGCGAAAAUUUUAAAAUCUACUCUAGACUACCUCUAUUAUCAGUUAAGGAACAAUACUGCGAAUAAUACUCAGGAUAAUAUGGUUCAGGACGACAUAGAACUGGAAUUUCAAAGGAGAAAGAAACAGCAAGCUCAGGAAUUGGAAAUACAAGAAGCAUUCCUCAAAUUCAUGGUUUUGUCUCUAAGAGGUUACAGAUCUUAUCUGUUGCCGAUUACAAAAGCUCCAACUGUCGGUACCACUGACCCCGAGGCUUUGUUUCAACUCACCGAUUUUCUUAAAAGCAGAGAUAAGGCUAAUCAUCGAUUUUUCACAUUGGUGAUGAAAACUCAAAUGUUCAUCAGAUUCAUUGAAGAGAGAAGUUUUGUGGCUGACGGUGAUCAAGGUUUGGCAUUUUUUGAUGAUUGCAUUGAAAAAAUCGGUCACGAAGAUAACACUAAUUUCAGACUAAUCGAAUUAGAUUCUGUUCAUAAAAGUGACAGAACCGUUUUUGUUUUACCGCCCGAACCCACUGUACCCGGUGAAAUGUAUCAAUACACUCAUUUUAAUUUGAAACCAGAGUUACUGAUAAAUCUCGGUAAGAAGAAAAAUCCUUUAUCGUCUUUGUUUCAAUCAGUAACUCCGGGUUCGCCGAUGACAAGGCGAACUAAACAGGAAAUAAAAACUGCUCAAAAACUAGCUCGAAAAUACGUCCGCUCACCUGACCUAUGGGCAAGAUGUCUGAGCGGAACUUGUCACACUUUAUAUUUCAUGAUCCUGCCGAGUAUGCUUCACCUGAACACCGGCAAAGAAAAAGCCAUUUUACAACAAUCCUACGAGUUACUCGUAAGAGCUACUAAGCUAAGAUUGGCGUGCGAUGAAGUAUGCUAUCGAUUGAUGAUGCAACUGUGUGGAGAACAUUCCAGACCUCUGUUGGCUGUCAAAUUGUUGGUGUUGAUGAAAAAGUUUGGUAUCCAACCUAAUGCUCUUACUUAUGGAUUAUACAAUCGUUGUGUUUUGGAAGCAGAGUGGCCGGCACAUUCAAGUUCCAGUCAGUUAUUAUGGAACAAGUUAAGGAACGUAGUAAUGGGUGCAGCUCAUUUCAGAUGGGCGGCAAGAAGGAAAUACGCCAAUAAUAUGUCAGCUUCGACGGAAGGAGGUACCAGCUUAUUGGACCAAACCGAUAGAGCAGUUUCUCGAUCGUCAUUAGAUUCUCACGAGGCGAUACGUGAAGAGAAUACUCACGUUUUAAAAAGGGGCACUAGUAUCAUUAAGGGUAGUCUGAGCGGUCUCGAAGAAGUCGACGGAUUAGAAAUUGAUAACGGAAAUGACGAUAUUGCAGAAGAGAAUAUCGAGAGUGUUGCUAACGAAAAUGACGGAGAUGAGAAAUUGAACGAAUGUGAUAAUGAUAAAAAAUUUGUUGGAACGCCCGAUAGUCCAUCUGAACAUAGACUGUUAUCUAGGUCUGAAAGUGCUGCUGAUGCGAAUUUAAUAGAUCAGAUUGUUAAUAAAAAAAGCUGUUCGAAAGCACUGCAAUUCAACAACAAUAGCAUUGAAGAAAAGGAAUUGUUGGAGAACGGAAACAGCUCUCCAGGAAAAGUUUCCCGUGAAAUAAUAACUGAAAACGAUCCCUUAGGAGCAUUUACUCUUCCGCUGGAAGACGCUAACGCACCUCGUACACCUCAACCGUCCCAAUUUACAGACUCACCGCUGAUCAAAAAUAACAAUCUCACUAUCGAGCCCGUCCUUUUUCGAUCGUCAGUUCAACGAUCGGCCACGUUCGAGGGUAGUCCGCCCUCGCAAAGUAAACUCCAUAGAUCAGAGACUGUCCCCGCUGCCACCGUGGCUUCUAGUUUAGCCAGCUUCGGAUCUAGUUUAAAACUUGGUUUCAGCCGCUAUUCACCGUCACGCCUGUCCCUGCGCAAAGCUGAUUUGAAAGGGCCGCAGCAGUUCAUUGAGAAUGCCAUUAACACUUUGAGUCCAAGUAGUUUAACUAGUAAAAAAUCCAACGAACUAAUACAAGGUGGUCUCAGUUCGAUUAAGUCAGCCGCUACUACCAUGGUGAAAAAAAUGGAGGAAAUCAAGGAGGCCAUGUCAACCAAUUCGACACCUGUCAAAGUAGCGAGUGACAGAUUGGCUGCCGGGGAUGCUUCGGAAUGCGCGGAAUGCGAGUCGAACGACGGAAGCGAUUGUGGCGGUGAUAGGCAUAGAAAAAUUUCAGCCGAAAUGAGCAGUUACAAGGGAAGUUUUACCAAUUUGAAAGAGUACGAUGAAAAUCUGCCGGAAAGCUUGUUUCCGACGCCUAAAGAAGAUAAGAAUGAUAGCGAACUAGAUAUUACUUUAACCACCUGCUCCCAAUGCCACAACUGUUCCUGUCUUCUUUACGACGAAGAAAUCAUGGCGAAUUGGUCAUCGGAAGACUCAAAUUUAAACACGAUUUGCCAAGUGUGCAACAAAUCCACUGUUCCAUUUUUAACUGUCACCAUAACUGGCACUGAUAUCGAACCCUGUAACCCAUUCAGCAUACCCUACCUGAACCCGCUCGUUCUGAGAAAAGAAUUAGAAAAUAUUUUAACGCAAGAAGGAGAUUUGAGUUUGUCGGACUCGAAAUUCGUCGACGACCAUCCGAUAAUCUACUGGAAUCUCGUUUGGGUGUUUGAAAGGAUAAACGUGCAAACGCAUCUACCUAAUUUGUACUUAAAGAAUAAAGUUGAUUCUGAGAAUUUAGGAAGCGAUAACAAGUUGAACGCUGACAGCUGUGAUAAGUUAGGUAACGGCGGCAGUAAUAUGGAGCCCGUUGAAGAAGGGACGGAUCCUUUGACUCAAGAACUCACAGCAUUGGCUGGCCCAAAGGAGAAGGAAACUCAAAUGGCAGCGCAGGUCCGCUUAAGAUGCCACUGGGACGAACCGGGUCUUCAUACAGAGGGUCCUCCGAUGUACAUAUUGUGGAAAACGAGGGAUACGUCACAAUUUAAUUCGAACGGAAAAAGUCUUAUUACAAAAACGUUCAUGCAGCAGAUCAUAAACUUUAUACGUGUAAGCGACUUGGCAGAGCCUGUGAGGACGUUGGCUAAAGACAGGAAGGACGAAGUAAAUAAUAAGUGCAACUCUAUUUACAGAGACAUUUUGUUCUUAGCUUGCAGAGUAUUGGGCAGAGCCCAAAUAGACAUUAAUACGUUCGAUAAAGAAUACGCGGCGGCGUAUUCCAGGGCAACCGAAAGACAAAACAAGCUUUAUCCACAAGACAAACCGAUCAGUUUGUCAGCUCUUUAUUGUAGACAAUAUUUCAGACCUUUGACGUUGCCUUGAGUUCUACUAAGACCGGUUUUCUGUUGAAAAUUUUGGUUUUUGGUUGUUAUGUUAUACCUUUUUUUUUAAUCGUUAAAUUUAAUGCAGAGCAUUAUUUAGUUAAUAGUUUAUUUAUGAUACAUAACUUUGUUUUUAAGGUUUAACAGUAUUUGCUGUAGGCAUCUAGUGGUGUAAAAUAAAUUGUUAAUUUCU
Messenger RNA from Psylliodes chrysocephalus, 5345 nucleotides. The record is from the annotation of a GenBank genome assembly. NCBI's taxonomy places the organism in Eukaryota, Metazoa, Arthropoda, Insecta, Coleoptera, Chrysomelidae.